Molecule: messenger RNA, 1032 nt
Organism: Cladophialophora carrionii CBS 160.54
Lineage: Eukaryota; Fungi; Ascomycota; Eurotiomycetes; Chaetothyriales; Herpotrichiellaceae
Exons: 2
Coding region: 1-1032 (343 amino acids)
Molecular function (GO): oxidoreductase activity, acting on the CH-OH group of donors, NAD or NADP as acceptor
Source: RefSeq, a predicted model, not a curated record
AUGGCCAACAAGACAGUUCUCGUCACGGGCGCCAACAGCUUUGUCGCCGCCCAAAUCCUGCACCGUUUGUUCGAGGUCGGCUAUAAUGUCGUGGGUACAGUGCGCAGCACAACAGCAGCAGACAAAGUCCGCAGAAGUCAUGGCAAAUAUGGAGAUCGCCUGUCCUUGGCUAUUGUUCCCGACAUCGAAGCUGCUGGCGCCUUCGACGAAGCAGUUGCAAAAUCGGACAUCACAGGCGUCAUUCAUACAGCCUCGCCUUUCCAUUAUCCAGUUGACGACAACGAACGGGAUCUCUUCCACCCAGCCGUCAAUGGCACGCUCCGCAUCCUAGAAGCGGUGAAGAAAAGUGGACCGAGCGUGAAACGCGUCGUCAUCACAUCCUCGUUCGCUGCCGUCCUCGAUGUUAACGCUGGCUUUCGACCCGGCUACACUUACACCGAGAAGGAUUGGAAUCCCAUCGGCUGGGAAGAGGCCAAGACAUCUGCAGGCGGCGUUGCAUACUGUGCAAGCAAGGAAUUCGCCGAACGCGCCGCUUGGGACUUCGUGGAAAAGGAAAAGCCAACUUUCACAAUUGCAACCCUCUGCCCGCCGAUGGUCUAUGGUCCCAAUGGACAUUUUGUCGACAGUCUCAAAGGCCUGAACACUUCUUCGGCCACUAUAUGGAAUCUUAUCAAUGGCUCGCAAAGCGAGGUGCCGCCGACGGGCUUCCCAGCAUGCGUCGAUGUCCGUGACCUUGCGGAGGCCCAUGUUCGCGCUCUGACCUAUCCCGAGGCUGCUGGACAACGAUACAUCGUGGCCAGCGCAGCCUUCACGUUCCAGCAGAUCGCAGAUAUUGUUCGUGCUGACUAUCCUCAGCUCCGGGACAAGGUACCCGAAGGGAAGCCGGGAGAACCUCUGCCGCCUAUGUAUGUGGCCAGUAAUGAAAAGAUCAAGAAGGAGCUAGGAAUAGACUUUCGGCCACUAAAGGAGAUUGUGCAUGCUUCGGUGGAUAGCUUGUUAGAAAUCAAGGAACGACUGGGCAGCGAAGCUUAG